AUGGGUAUCAAUGGACCUAGCAGAUGCAUUUUAUGUCAAAAGCAUGAAGAGACUGCGGAUCAUCUACUACUCCACUGCAAAUUCUCCAGCCACUGUUGGUGGCAUUUCAUGGGAAAACUGAAAAUCUUUGGCCCCUUCCCAUCAGGGCUAGAUGAGUGGUUUUUGCAAUGGCCUGAACCGGCAAGAAAGCCUAUUUUUGUUGAUGCGAUUUAUAUCUUACCAUCUCUUCUGAUUUGGGAAAUUUGGAAAGAAAGGAAUCGCAGAAUCUUCCAGGGUAAAGAGGUGAGCUUAAUGUCUCUAUGUGGGAAAAUUGAGAACCACUUGACUGAGCUCCUGAAUGAGGUUGCUCAAUCCAAUUCAUUAAAGAAAAAUUUGUAUACAGACUGGGAUUGGAAGAUUAAGCUAGCUCUUCCAAAUCUACUCAUUCCACUGCUUUUUGGCAAGGGAACCCCGGUGGAUCAGGUCAAUCCAAGAGUGGGUGUCAAAUGGGAAGCGCCAGAGUCUGGGUGGAGCAAGGUAAACUUUGAUGGUGCUUUUGCAGGAAAUCCAAGUCAAAGUGGUAUUGGUUGUAUAUUGAGGAAUUCUGAUGGUAUCUGUAUAAAAUAA
Molecule: messenger RNA, 606 nt
Organism: Cryptomeria japonica (Japanese cedar)
Lineage: Eukaryota; Viridiplantae; Streptophyta; Pinopsida; Cupressales; Cupressaceae
Exons: 1
Coding region: 1-606 (201 amino acids)
Source: RefSeq, a predicted model, not a curated record